Molecule: messenger RNA, 1296 nt
Organism: Dictyostelium purpureum
Lineage: Eukaryota; Evosea; Eumycetozoa; Dictyosteliales; Dictyosteliaceae
Exons: 1
Coding region: 1-1296 (431 amino acids)
Source: RefSeq, a predicted model, not a curated record
AUGGAUAAUUUAAAAUUACCUAUUGUUAUUAUUAAAAAAAUAUUAAGAUUGUUAACAUCAGUAGAUUAUAAAAAUUUAAAAACUUAUUUAUUAAUUUCAAAAGGACUCAGAGAUUUCAUUUUAACAAUUAUUAAUGGUGUAGUAAUAAAUAAUAAACGUCAGCUUAAUCAAAUCACAAAGGUAAAAUUAUAUAAUGGUCAAUAUUUCAAAGAUUAUAUUAAAAAGGUAAUUUUAGAUACAAUUGAUUUUAAACCAUCUCCUUGGGAUCAAAUUAAAAAUGAAGAUUUAUCAGAGUUCAAAAACUUGAAGCUUGUUACAAUUAAAUUGUUAAACAAUAUCGAUCUUACUGAAACAUCUAAAAUUGUAAAUAAUUCAAAAUAUAAAACCAAGUUUAGAAGUUUUGGCUCCGAUUCUCCAUACAAGAUCGUAGGCUCUAAUAAUCCUUUCAUCAAUUUAAAAAAGUUGACAUUACCUACUUGUAAUUAUACACUACCAGAGGUAACCAAUCACAUAGUCCCAUCAAAGAAUUUAAAGUCUAUUGAUAUUUCAAUAAACCCAUGGAAACCCCAGUUUAUCUUAGCUGAAGACCGAGACUUUGACCGUGAGAGUGAUUUAUUUUUUCAAUCUUUAAAGGAUUUAAAUUUGAAGAAAUUGUCACUAAGAGAUAGAAGAGUCUAUACUUCAAAUUCAUCAGAAUAUUUAAAUAUGAAUCAAUUCGCCCUCCCAGAGUACUCAUAUUUUAUAACCGUUUUAAAUAGUACUAUUCCAUUAUUAAACCUUUCAAAAUUACAUUUAUAUGGAAUCUUCAUCGAACCAAAUAAUUUCUUCAACUCUUUAUCCCAAUCAAAAUCAUUGAAGAUUACCAAAUUAAAAUUAGUAUCAACCAAUUUAAAAGAGGAAAAUGUCUUUGGUGAAUUGAUCCAUUACCUAACAGAGAUAAACAAAGAAAUUAAGAACCUAUCAAUUAGAAAAAAUUUUAUUAGAACCUCUAAUCAAAAUAAAAUGUUUAUGAAAUACUUAAGAGAAACAAAUACUCUUCAAAAAUUAGAUGUUUCAUAUAAUUAUUUUGACUGCAAAGAUAUUUUUGCACAAGUUAUUUCAAAAAGAAAUCAAUUAUCAAAUAUCACAAUUUCAGACCUUACCGAUGCACCACAUGAUUUAUUGGUUUCAAGCAAUAUCUUAAAUGAUGUGCAAGUAAAAUAUUCUGGUGGACUUAGAAAUGAAGUAUUGACAAACAAUAAAGUCAAAGAAAUUAAAAAUAACAUGCAUUGUAGAACAGCCUUUUCUUAUUUUUAA